Molecule: messenger RNA, 878 nt
Organism: Astrephomene gubernaculifera
Lineage: Eukaryota; Viridiplantae; Chlorophyta; Chlorophyceae; Chlamydomonadales; Astrephomenaceae
Source: the annotation of a GenBank genome assembly
CAAAAUCAAUGAAUUAGCAUUCCUUCGGACGCGAGGAGCCCGGCCAUCCCAUGUGAAGUUGCUCUACAUGGUAGCAAGAUGUCUUAUCCCGCUCCUAUUUAUUAAACCACUUGUCCAAUAGCUGCAAAACUGAUGAAGGUUUAGGUUGAGCGCGUGUUCUGGCCCAAUCGAACGGUACACAAUGCGCUGCUUGGCAGCUUGCUUUGGGGCCCCACAUUCGCUGGUAGAUGCCAGAAGCUGUAACAAGCGCAUUUCAUCUGGUUUAGCGAGCAGCGCUGAAGAGAAAUGUGGAGGAAGGACGGUUCAACGCAGCGCGCAAGCGGCAACUUGCGAAACGACGGUGGAAUGGACUACGUUGUUCCGUAUUCUUACGACCGAUGCAUCAAACGGGGAAUGGUGGGAUAUCCUUCAAAACGCUGCUGCAGCGUUCACUACAUGUCUACCAGCCGACCACGCCAGCAUCUUCCUUCUUGCGGGCGCGGGAGCUGCCGCAACACUCGCAACAUCAGGUGCACCGCUGUUCGGGAUGCGGCUGGGCCAGCUGCUGCUGCCCAGCAGCGCCUUCGCCUCCGCGCCCAACAAAACACACCCCGAGGUCAACAUGGGCAGCUUAGCUGCUGAGCUUCAGGCGCAGGAGGGCCUCGCUCCCAUUGUGUACCGGUCCUCCUCCAUCCUGCAACCAACCAACACCACCGCGUCCCCACUCAGUCACCACAACCACCACCUCCGAACUCAUUACUCGAAGGACGGCAUGGGAAAGGAUGGCAGCUACAACAGCAACGUCAUUACCACUGCUGCUGCUGCAGCAGCGUCUUCUUCCGGUGUCGUGCGGCGGCAUUACGUGGCUGUUGGCAUCCCCGGCGGCUCAAUAACAGCGG